AUGGAGACGAUCAAGUGCGUUCUUGUGGGGGAUCCAUCAGUGGGGAAGAGCUGGCUGAUAAGCACCUACAUAACGGGCAGGAAUCCUGAGGGCUACAUCCCAACACUCUUCAACAACUACAGCAAGGUCGUUAACAUGGGGGACAAAAAGUACAAUAUGACGCUAUGGGAUACAGCCGGGAGCGAGGAGUAUAAUAAGUUAAGGAACUUGUCGUUCCAAGAAACGGAUGUUUUUUUGGUGUGCUAUGCAGUUAACAACAUUCUUUCGUUCCAUAACACGAGGAGAUGGGUAGAAGAGCUUGCAAGGUACAACGUCCCCAUGAUCCUGUGCGGGACUAAAUGCGAUAUAAUUGAUGGAAAUAUUGUAGACAAAGAGCUGCCUGUACAACUAAGCAAGGAAUACGGGCUUUAUGGAUCCAUGGAAUGCUCCUCGGUAGAACUUAUAAACGUAAAAAAGGUCUUCGACAUAGCUCUCGAAGCAGCUCUGAAACCUCGGAAAAGUAAGUUUAGAUCGAUCUGGUUCUGCUGCAAGUGUGGAUAG
Messenger RNA from Encephalitozoon cuniculi GB-M1, 540 nucleotides. RefSeq names its product Rho-like GTPase. The transcript has a single exon. Gene Ontology annotation, molecular function: GTP binding; GTPase activity. Gene Ontology annotation, biological process: small GTPase-mediated signal transduction. The record is from RefSeq and is marked provisional. Lineage: Eukaryota; Fungi; Microsporidia; Unikaryonidae. The coding region runs from base 1 to 540 and encodes 179 amino acids.